AUGUGGAUAGAAUGUUAUCGCCGUAAACUAGUUCGUGAGACAAAUACAAAUAAUUACAUAGAGGCAUAUCAUAAAAAAAUCAAAUAUAUCUACCUUAUAACUCGGCUUAAUAGAAGAAUAGAUUUUCUUAUUAAUGAGUUAGUAACUAAAAUAUUACCUGACUAUCGUCAACAAACAAUUCAGUAUGAGUCUACAUAUUUUGUCAAAUCAACUCAGGAUGAAAAUGAUUAUACGAUUGAGCAAACAGGAGAUAACGCAUUAACCCUUACCUGUAAUUGUGAAGCAUAUUUAGGAAACCCAGUACCUUGCAAACAUAUAUUCGUUGUCAUGCAUAAAUAUAGUAUUAAAAUCCCUGAACAAACCACUUACUUACCCCUACUUAAUGAUGAUGAACAAUUUACUAUCAACAACUUAAUUAUUAGGAUUCAAGAAAAUAACUUUAAAAAAAGGAUUGAAGAAAUGAAUCACCGUAUUAACUAA
Molecule: messenger RNA, 480 nt
Organism: Racocetra persica
Lineage: Eukaryota; Fungi; Glomeromycota; Glomeromycetes; Diversisporales; Gigasporaceae
Source: the annotation of a GenBank genome assembly